CCUUCUUGUUUCGAAAAAUAUCAUAAAAGAAGUUAUAUAAGCCACAGAUAACUAGAGGCACUAAGCUAACCACAUGCAAAAACCGACAGUGCAGAUUUUCUGGUGAUGCAAAAAGCCUCUUAAGUCGACCACACGAUGCUAUUCCCAUCCAAUAUCCAUGCACCAGAAGCACGUACUCACUUCACAUAAUCCAAUUCGCAUUGCAUAUGCUCUUACGUCACCACCACAAACUAUGUCACUCUUUAUAAAAAUAGGAACAAUCUAGCACACACUGCAAAGAGCAACACAGUCACAUACACAUACUACUACUCGUUUCAUUUGCCUCUUGUAGUAGCCAAUAGCCAUGGUUUUCCAAACAAGCAAUAAUCCCCAUUUCGUAUUGUUUCCCCUAAUGGCUCAAGGCCACAUCAUCCCCAUGAUGGACAUUGCAAGACUAUUGGCGCGGCGUGGUGUGAUUGUUACCAUAUUCACUACCCCAAAGAAUGCAUCACGUUUCAAUUCUGUUCUUUCUCGUGCUGUUUCAUCAGGCCUCCAAAUCCGGCUAGUUCAACUCCACUUUCCAUCCAAAGAAGCAGGACUACCCGAAGGGUGCGAGAAUUUCGACAUGUUAACAUCAAUGGACAUGAUGUACAAAGUCUUCCACGCCAUCAGCAUGCUCCAAAAGUCAGCAGAGGAGUUGUUUGAAGCACUGAUACCAAAACCAAGUUGCAUAAUCUCUGACUUUUGCAUUCCUUGGACCGCUCAAGUAGCUGAAAAGCAUCAUAUUCCAAGGAUUUCGUUUCACGGUUUUUCUUGCUUCUGCCUCCAUUGUCUGCUCAUGGUACACACUUCAAAUAUUUGUGAAAGCAUCACUUCAGAAUCCGAGUACUUCACUAUCCCCGGCAUACCUGGUCAAAUUCAAGCUACCAAAGAGCAGAUACCUAUGAUGAUCUCAAAUUCAGAUGAAGAAAUGAAGCACUUCGGGGACCAGAUGCGUGAUGCUGAAAUGAAGUCAUACGGGCUAAUCAUAAACACUUUUGAAGAGUUGGAGAAGGCAUACGUGACGGAUUACAAGAAGGUGAGAAAUGAUAAGGUGUGGUGCAUUGGUCCUGUUUCAUUCUGUAACAAAGAUGAUUUGGAUAAAGCUCAAAGAGGCGACCAGGCCUCAAUUAAUGAGCACCAUUGCCUGAAAUGGCUAGAUUUGCAGAAAUCCAAGUCUGUGGUCUAUGUUUGUUUUGGAAGCUUAUGCAACUUGAUUCCUUCACAACUUGUAGAGCUGGCAUUGGCCUUGGAAGAUACUAAAAGACCAUUUGUAUGGGUUAUUAGAGAGGGAAGUAAGUACCAAGAGUUGGAAAAAUGGAUCAGUGAAGAAGGGUUUGAGGAAAGGACCAAAGGGAGAGGCCUUAUAAUUCGAGGUUGGGCUCCACAAGUGCUAAUAUUAUCACACCAUGCCAUUGGAGGAUUCUUAACACAUUGUGGUUGGAAUUCAACACUUGAAGGGAUAGGUGCUGGAUUGCCAAUGAUUACCUGGCCUCUAUUUGCUGAUCAAUUUUUGAAUGAGAAGCUUGUUACUAAAGUGUUGAAGAUUGGUGUGAGCGUAGGGGUAGAGGUUCCCAUGAAGUUUGGAGAGGAAGAGAAAACAGGGGUGUUGGUGAAGAAGGAAGAUAUUAAUAGGGCAAUAUGCAUGGUGAUGGAUGAUGAUGGAGAAGAAAGCAAAGAGAGAAGAGAAAGGGCAACCAAACUCAGUGAGAUGGCAAAGAGAGCAGUUGAAAAUGGAGGGUCUUCUCAUCUUGACUUGAGUUUGCUUAUCCAAGACAUUAUGCAACAAUCUAGUAGCAAGGAGGAAAUAAUGUCGACGCCUAAAGAGUCACAAUUUUCAUGUAACGUUUGAUUUUUUAUUUAUUUUUUAAAUAAUGGCGAUGAUAAGAAAAGAGACUAAGUCGAACUUAAAUUUUCAUGUAUCUAUGCUAGCUCCUACUACUAUGCAAAUCCAAGGUAUGCUUGAUUUUUUUUUAACCA
Messenger RNA from Glycine soja, 1998 nucleotides. Its product is annotated as UDP-glycosyltransferase 73C2-like. Gene Ontology annotation, molecular function: UDP-glycosyltransferase activity. The record is from RefSeq and is a predicted model, not a curated record. NCBI's taxonomy places the organism in Eukaryota, Viridiplantae, Streptophyta, Magnoliopsida, Fabales, Fabaceae. The coding region runs from base 344 to 1870 and encodes 508 amino acids. The transcript has a single exon.